Molecule: messenger RNA, 2810 nt
Organism: Eupeodes corollae
Lineage: Eukaryota; Metazoa; Arthropoda; Insecta; Diptera; Syrphidae
Exons: 9
Coding region: 102-2747 (881 amino acids)
Biological process (GO): adenylate cyclase-activating G protein-coupled receptor signaling pathway; G protein-coupled adenosine receptor signaling pathway
Cellular component (GO): membrane
Molecular function (GO): G protein-coupled receptor activity
Source: RefSeq, a predicted model, not a curated record
CAACUAUAACUGACUACCAAGCAAGGACUAGAAACAAUUUAAAUGUAUUAUAUUGACAACUCAACAUCAUCAUUGUCGUCGUCGUCCCCAUAGUCCUUUUCAUGAUGGAAGUAGAAGAAACAAUAGUGGAUCGUCUUGAGAAGGAAAUUAAUAUAAUUCGACCACAGGCAUUGGAAAUUCAAUUAAAAUUAUACGACAUACUGAUUCCAAUUUUAUGUGCCAUAAUAAUUCCUAUAAAUUUACUCAUAUGCUUUUCAAGUGGAUUGAUCCUUAACAAAAGACAACAGCCUCGAAGCACUUAUAUACUAUUGGGAAAUGUAGCCCUUUCUGAUUUGUUAAUUGGACUAGUGACUCUUUUUAUGCAAUACUGUCCCGAGAAGCUGCUCAACGAAAUGGUUUGCUGCAUAGGCACGGCCUUUCACGUGUGUUCAACUUUGGUGUCAAUAUGGAGCGUGGGUCUCAUUGGAAUCGACCGUUAUUUAUACAUCUUGUACGGACUUCACUACCAGAGGCUUACUUCGUCACAACGUACUCGCGCCAUGGUUUUGGUCAUAUGGUUUUCUGCCGGAGUAAUCAGUUUUCUUCCAGCAUUUGGACUCAGAAACCCAACAAACAACGGCAAGCUGUGUUGGUUCAUUGUCCUUUUUCCCCGAUAUCUCCUUAUUAUUACAACAUGUUACGUACUGAUACCAUUAGUACUGAUACUUGUACUCUAUAGCAUCAUUUUGAAACAUGCACUUGCGGCAAUAUCUCACCAGCAUCGAGCCUUCACGGACACCCAUGGAACUCAUAAGGGAAGUCUACGACUCUUUCGGGGAAGUUCUUUAAGAACUUCUACUGAUGGUUCACUAGAUAGUCCAAAUGACAGUUGUUCACAAGAAGGUACAGAAGUCCCAUCGAGCCGUCGUCGAUGUACAGGAUCCCUUCUGAACUGUUGUCAAAAGAAUGACAAAUCCAACAACAAUGUUCAAGUUUACAGUUCCAGCAAAUGGAAGGCAAUUAAAGUUGUUCUUCUAACAACUGGAGCUGUUUUUAUAACUUGGGUUCCAUACAUCGCUGUAGCUGUACUAUAUGCAAUGUGUGACCAAAAAUCAAAUUCUAACUAUUGUGAUAGGCUUCUGGUGGCUAUAGCUAGACCAUUAACGGUCCUUGGAAUGUGCAAUAGCUUAUUGAAUCCUAUCAUUUAUGCUUGGUGGCAUAAUGGAUUUCGAGAAUCGGUGAAGAGAAUCUUCAAAAGACUCUUAGGCGAAAGAUUGCAUGUCAAAGAAAUAGAAACUAAUAGAAGACUUAAUCAAGGAAAACAAAAUACGUUUAUGAAUGCUUCAGAACAAACACAAAACCUGAGAAAUACAUCGCCAAAAAAUCUUUGUGAUCAACUAUACGCAGAAUCAUUGAAAACCCUCACAAUUAUCAUAAUGGAAGAGGAAUCAAUAGUCGAGCGUCUUGAAAAGGAAAUCAAUAUAACUCACCCUCAGUCACUGGAGAUUCAAUUAAAAUUAUAUGACAUCUUCAUCCCAAUUUUGUGUUCCGUAAUAAUUCUUGUGAAUCUACUGAUUGUCCUUUCGAGUGGACUUAUCCUUCACAAAAGACAACAACCUCGAAGUACUUAUAUUUUUCUGGGAAAUGUAGCCCUUUCGGAUUUACUAAUUGGCAUAACUACCCUCGGUGUCCAAUACUACCCCAAUGAGUGGCGCAACGAAAUGGUUUGCUGUGUGAGCAUAGGUAUGACUGUUUGUUCAACUUUGGUGUCUGGCUAUAGCAUUGGACUUAUUGCAAUUGACCGUUAUUUGUACAUUUUAAACGGACUCCACUAUCAGAGGUUGAUUUCGUCCCAGAGGGCUCGUGGUAUGGUCCUGGCAGUAUGGAUUUUUGCAGGUGUUGUUAGUUUCUUGCCAGCAUUCGGACUGAGAAACUCUACAGACGAUGGGAAGCUAUGCUGGUUUAUUGUGCUGGUUCCGCCGAAACUUGUUCUUUUCACAACUUCAGUUGGAAUGGUGCCAUUAGGACUGAUUAUUGUUCUGUAUAGCAUUAUUUUGAAGCAUGCUCUUGUCAGAAUAUCCUUUCUUCAUCGAGCCUCAUCGGGAGAUCCAGGAACACAUGUUGGAGGUUUAAGAUUGUUUCGAGGCGGUUUAUCGCCUUCAAAAACAUCAGUUGCAUCGUUAGAUGCCCUAAAUGUCAUUCGGUUACAAGAGGAUUUGGAACUUCAAAGGCAACGUGGAAGAUCCAUAUUUAGUUGUUGUCGAAGAAGAAACGAAUCAAAAAUCAAUCUUCAAGUUUACAGCGCCAACAAAUGGAAAGCCAUCAAAAUUGUUCUUCUCACAACUGGGGCCUUCUUUGUGACGUGGUUUCCAUUUUUUAUCGCAUCCAUGCUCCAUGCAAUGUGUGGUCCCAAUUCAGACCCCGACUAUUGUGACAGUCUUCGAGUGGCAAUAGCUAGUCCAUUGGCUAUCCUUGGAUUGUGUAAUAGUUUGCUGAAUCCGAUUAUUUAUGCUUGGUGGCAUAAUGGAUUUCGAGAAUCUGUCAAAAUAAUUAUCAAGGGACUUUUGUGUGAAAGAUUUCAAAUAUCAACUGACACAAAAGCUGCAUCUAGACUAAGUUUGGCAAAAAAGAGAGCUGAUUUAAUUGUUAAUAGCUCAGAUCAAGAACAAAGACUUAGUGAAGAAGCCUCGAAUAGUGUCAAUGGGAUGGAAAUUAAUCCAAUAAGAACUGAAAAUGAGAAUUUAAAAUUAAAAACCGUUGAAUUUUAGUAGAUUUAAGAAUUUUGAAAUAAUGUUGUCCUGGAAUAAAUAAAAAGCGCUCUCUAACGGAAA